UGUCAUGUACUCGUGUGGACCCAUGAAACAUGAAAUUAUUGUUAAACUGGAAACCUCCUCACUUUAUCACUCUCUCCGCCUGUGUCUCCUCCUCAUCGUUAGCUAACUCAAUUCCAAAUCUCAAUUUGAAAUCGAAUCCAUCACUGAUUACGUGAUUCAUGGCGGAGUUUCUUGAUCUGGAAUCCCAGGAUGGCGUCCGGAUGCCCUGGAACGUCAUCCCCGGCACAAAGCAAGAAGCCGCCAACGCCGUCGUCCCCGUCGCCGUAAUCUACACUCCCAUCAAACACUUCCCCUCAUCCGCCGCCCCUCUCCUCCCAUACCAGCCUCAGCGCUGCCGCACCUGCCGCUCCGUUCUCAACCCCUUCUGCAUCGUCGAUUUCGCCGCCAAGAUCUGGAUCUGCCCCUUCUGCUUCCAGCGCAACCACUUCCCCCCUCACUACGCUUCAAUCUCCGACGACAAUCUCCCUGCUGAGCUUUUUCCACAGUACACAACAAUAGAGUACGCGUCCACACCUGAUCCUACCGCCACCGUCCCGCCGGUGUUCCUCUUCGUCGUUGACACGUGCGUCAUCGAGGAGGAGAUUGGAUACCUACGCUCCGCCCUGCUUCAGGCGGUGGAGCUUUUGCCGGAGAAUUCGCUUGUGGGAUUGAUCACGUUUGGGACCUUCGUGCAUGUUCAUGAGUUAGGGUUCGCUCAGGUUCCUAAGACUUAUGUUUUUAAAGGCUCUAAGGAUGUUUCGAAGGAUCAGUUGCUUGAGCAGAUGUGCUUCUUUGCCAAUAAGCCGAAGCCGGCCGUUGGCGUCAUUGCCGGCGCCCGGGAUGGCCUGUCCAGGGAGAGCAUUUCGCGGUUCUUGGUGCCUGCUUCGGAGUGCGAGUUCACCCUGAAUUCGGUUUUGGAGGAGCUGCAGAAGGAUCCUUGGCCGGUGCCUGCUGACCAGCGUGCGACGAGGUGCACCAGUACUGCACUGAGCAUAGCAGCCAGUUUGUUGGGGGCAUGCGUUCCUGGCUCGGCCGCAAGAAUUAUGGCUUUCAUUGGUGGGCCGGCAACUGAAGGACCUGCUCCUAUUGUGUCCAAACAACUUACUGAACCGAUUCGUUCCCACAAGGAUUUGGAUAAAGAUUCUGUGCCACAUUACCAUAAAUGUGUGAAAUUUUAUGAUGGACUUGCAAAGCAGCUUGUACAUCAAGGUCAUGUGCUAGAUCUCUUUGCUUGUGCUCUUGAUCAGGUUGGCAUUGCUGAGCUUAAAACUGCUGUUGAGAGGACUGGUGGCCUUGUUGUACUUGCUGAAAGUUUUGGUCAUUCAGUUUUCAAGGAUUCACUUAAGCGUAUUUUCCAAGCCUCUAAUUAUGAUCUUGGUCUAUCAUCAAAUGGAAUAUUUGAGAUAAACUGCUCUAAGGACUUGAAAGUUCAAGGUAUUAUUGGCCCUUGUGCAACUCUUGAAAAGAAAACCCCAUUGUGUUCAGAUACUGUUAUUGGUCAAGGAGGUACUAGUGCAUGGAAGAUGUGUGGCCUUGACAAAUCCACAUCGUUGUGUCUGUUUUUUGAUGUUGUGAGAAAGGAAACUCCUGAUGCUACAGUGCAGUCUACAAGCAAUCAGUUUUACUUCCAAUUCCUGACUUAUUAUCAGAGUAACAGCGGGGAAAUGAGACUUCGAGUUACAACUCUUUCACGUAGAUGGGUUGCUGGACCAGGAAGUUCACAGGACUUGAUAGCUGGAUUUGACCAAGAAGCAGCUGCUAUAGUCAUGGCACGCCAAGUCUCUUUCAAAAUGGAAACAGAGGCUGAAUUUGAUCCCAUCAGAUGGUUGGAUAAGGCAUUGAUAAACUUGUGUUCCCGGUUUGGAGAAUAUCAGAAGGACAGUCCAACUUCUUUUAGUUUGUCUCCCAGGUUGUCAAUAUUCCCACAAUUUAUGUUCCACUUACGACGUUCUCAAUUUGUUCAGGUCUUCAAUAAUAGUCCAGAUGAGACUGCAUACUUUAGAAUGAUAUUGAACCGCGAAAAUGUUGCCAAUUCUGUUGUCAUGGUUCAGCCUUCGUUGAUUACCUAUUCAUUCCAUUCAGGUCCUGAACCAGCUCUUCUUGAUGUGGCAGCCAUUGCUGCUGACAGGAUCCUGCUUUUGGAUUCAUUUUUCACUGUUGUUAUUUUUCAUGGUUCGACCAUUGCUCAAUGGCGCAAGGCUGGAUAUCAUAAUGAACCAGAACAUCAGGCAUUUGCUCAGUUACUACGAGCUCCUCAUGAUGAUGCAGAGUCGAUAAUAAAGGAAAGAUUUCCCGUACCUCGCCUAGUUGUUUGCGAUCAGCAUGGUUCCCAGGCGCGAUUUUUACUAGCAAAGUUAAAUCCUUCUGCUACUUAUAACUCCGACGCUGCUCUUCCUGGAGGAGAUAUUAUCUUUACGGAUGACGUUAGCUUCGAGGUCUUUCUGGAUCAUUUACAGAGAUUAGUGGUUCAAUAGAAAUAUCACGUGAUUGUUAUGUAAAAUUUUCCAUGUUGCUGCUUGUACAUUAAUUUCCUUUUAGAAUACUAUUAAAAUUUUCAAUUAGUGCAAAAUCAUCUAUAAUUAUUUGAA
Arachis stenosperma is the source of this 2567-nucleotide messenger RNA. Its product is annotated as protein transport protein SEC23 C. NCBI's taxonomy places the organism in Eukaryota, Viridiplantae, Streptophyta, Magnoliopsida, Fabales, Fabaceae. Gene Ontology annotation, biological process: COPII-coated vesicle budding; endoplasmic reticulum to Golgi vesicle-mediated transport; COPII-coated vesicle cargo loading. Gene Ontology annotation, cellular component: endoplasmic reticulum exit site; COPII vesicle coat. The record is from RefSeq and is a predicted model, not a curated record. The coding region runs from base 159 to 2453 and encodes 764 amino acids. Gene Ontology annotation, molecular function: zinc ion binding; GTPase activator activity. The transcript is spliced from 12 exons.